UGGACCGUUGCUUCCGGGUGUCCUCAGUGAAGAAGAAAUCCCCUGUCCCGUUUUUUUUAUGUGUUGUUUUUGUGUAUUUUCUAAAGAACGCUAGUUGCUGCGUUUAGAAAAAAAAAUGAACAGGAUAUUCGGUCGCGGGAAACCCAAAGCGCCUCCCCCGAACCUGUCGGACUGUAUCGGCAACGUGGAUGCCAGGGCAGAGUCCAUAGAGAAGAAAAUUGGGCGUCUGGAUGCUGAACUUUUGAAGUACAAAGAUCAGAUGAAAAAGAUGAGAGACGGGCCCUCGAAGAAUAUGGUGAAACAGAAGGCGAUGAGAGUCCUGAAGCAGAAGAAAAUGUAUGAAGGUCAAAGGGAGCAGCUGGCUCAGCAGUCGUUUAACAUGGAGCAGGCAAACUACACAAUCCAGACAUUAAAGGACACAAAAACAACGGUGGAGGCCAUGAAGAUCGGUGCGAAGGAAAUGAAAAGGGCUUACAAGGAUGUGAAACUGGAUCAGAUCGACGAUUUACAGGACCAGCUGGAGGACAUGAUGGAAGAUGCCAACGAGGUACAAGAAGCCCUGAGCCGCAGCUACGGCACUCCAGAGAUCGAUGAGGAUGACCUGGAAGCAGAGCUGGACGCGCUGGGUGAUGAGCUGCUGCUGGAUGACGACAGCUCGUACCUGGACGAGGCCUCAGCUGCUCCAUCGAUCCCCGAGGGGAUCCCCAGCGACACCAAGACAAACAAGGAUGGUGUUUUGGUGGAUGAGUUCGGCCUGCCGCAGAUUCCCGCCACAUAAACGAGGAACAGAUUAAAAACGACUGCACUUCGACUGGAAACACUUUUAUAUGUAGGGUAACACUUAUACAUGCAAAAAGAAAACUAAACAGUUUGACCUGAGAACACUACAAUUUUGAAGCUGUCCCAGUGUUGGGUUGUGUAUUGUUACUACUACCGUGCUAGCAUGUGGCCUUGUAACAUACUGAACCUUUUUUUAAAAAAAACAAACAAACCCUAGUCAUACUCAACAACUUGUCAGUGUUACUCACCUGUGUUAGUAUUAAUUUAUUUGUGUUUGUUGCUGCUUUUAUUGUGUUGUUUAGUUAUGAUCAUUUUGAGUUGUGGAGAGGAUUGUCACUAAGCCUGUUAAAAUAAUCUGCGGGGUUAUUUCAAAACAUGCAAAAUAAAUGAUGUGCUUUAAUUUAA
Molecule: messenger RNA, 1185 nt
Organism: Mugil cephalus (flathead mullet)
Lineage: Eukaryota; Metazoa; Chordata; Actinopteri; Mugiliformes; Mugilidae
Gene: chmp5a
Product: charged multivesicular body protein 5a
Exons: 8
Coding region: 116-778 (220 amino acids)
Biological process (GO): late endosome to vacuole transport via multivesicular body sorting pathway; vesicle budding from membrane
Cellular component (GO): multivesicular body
Source: RefSeq, a predicted model, not a curated record